Messenger RNA from Blastomyces gilchristii SLH14081, 252 nucleotides. RefSeq lists its product as uncharacterized. Lineage: Eukaryota; Fungi; Ascomycota; Eurotiomycetes; Onygenales; Ajellomycetaceae. The record is from RefSeq and is a predicted model, not a curated record. The transcript has a single exon. The coding region runs from base 1 to 252 and encodes 83 amino acids.
AUGCCUAUCUUCAUUCACGUGGGACCAAAAUCAAACGUUCCGGAAGUCUACCGAUAUUUCACAAGGUCCAAUAUUGGAUAUCUGGUUAUGGAGUUCAUUGAUGGCAUUUCAUUCGAAAAUAUCAUGCCCCAGGAAAAUCCUGAAGUCAUUCAAAAUUUGGCUGAAGCAAUUAUACGGUUUCGCUACGAAAGUUCCACCAGACUUCCCAGGGCCUCGGACUCGCGGGAUACCUCGAGGGUACCUGUUUUCUGA